AUGGACCAGCAGACGCAGGCGCAGGAUGCGGACGGCAAAUCGUUGCUAGAACAACUCAUGGCGCGCCUUUCCAUGUAUGGAAACAAUGCCUCGAACAACAUGUCGAACGCUUUCGCCAGCAUGUCAUUGCAGUCGUGGAUCCGGCUAACGGUCAUUGUGGGUGGCUAUCUCCUGCUGCGUCCCUACUUCAUGAAAUGGGCUGGCAAGCAUGCCGUAAACACCAUGGAGGAAGAGGAUGCCAAAUCUAGAGGCAAGUCCAGCACCGACGCAGACAUCACACCCAACGAGUUCCGCGGUAUCAAGGAAAAGCUUCAGGCGGCCGAGCUUGGCGAUGAGGGAGACGGCACGGGCGCCGAUUGGGGCCGCAAGGCGAGGUUGAGGCAACGACAGCUUCUCAAGGACAUGCUUGAAGAGGAGGAGAGGCGACGGGCAGCCGAGAACGAAGACGCAGACAUACAGGAGUUUUUGGAGGACUAG
This is a messenger RNA of Drechmeria coniospora, 477 nucleotides long. RefSeq lists its product as uncharacterized. Lineage: Eukaryota; Fungi; Ascomycota; Sordariomycetes; Hypocreales; Ophiocordycipitaceae. The transcript has a single exon. The record is from RefSeq and is a predicted model, not a curated record. The coding region runs from base 1 to 477 and encodes 158 amino acids. Gene Ontology annotation, biological process: protein transport.